AUGAGAAGUGGCUUCAUCAAAAGUGCCUAUGACCCAUGUGUUUACUUCAACAACACACUCUAUCUUCUUCUCUAUGUAGAUGACAUACUGUCAAUAGGGAAAAGCAAGAGUGAGAUUAGUGACAUGAAGUUGUUAUUGAAGUCAGAAUUCGAGAUGAAAGACCUAGGUGAAGCUAAGAAAAUCCUAGGCAUUGAGAUUAAAAGAAGCAGGCCAGAAACACUAAUGUUGACUCAGGAAAGCUACCUUAGAAAGGUUCUGCAGAAGUUUAACAUGGACAAGUCAAAACCAGUGUCAACUCCCUUAGCUGCUCACUUCAAGCUAUCCAGAGAUCAGUCUCCAAAGACAGAACAAGAUAGAGCAGCUAUGGAUUCAAUACUCUAUGCCAGUUGGGUUGGAAGUUUGAUGUAUGCUAUGGUCUGCACAAGGCGAGACAUAGCAUAUGCAAUGAGCAUUGUGAGCAGGUUCAUUGCAGAUCCUGGAGAAGAGCACUGGUGUGCUCUUAAGUGGAUAAUGAGAUACAUUGCAGGGACACUUGAUCUAGGCCUAACCUAUAGCUCCAAGUACAAGUCACAAUUAGAGGUAGUUGGCUAUGUGGACUCAGACUAUGCAGGCUGCGUAGACACCAGAAGAUCCUUGACAGGGUAUGUGUCUACAAUGCAAGGAGGAUGUGUAAGCUGGAAAUAA
Molecule: messenger RNA, 684 nt
Organism: Humulus lupulus (European hop)
Lineage: Eukaryota; Viridiplantae; Streptophyta; Magnoliopsida; Rosales; Cannabaceae
Product: retrovirus-related Pol polyprotein from transposon TNT 1-94
Exons: 1
Coding region: 1-684 (227 amino acids)
Source: RefSeq, a predicted model, not a curated record